UCCCCGAUCUUGUUUGUAAACAUUCCCGCCCGCCUCUCCCGCUGACCCCCGACCCCCGCGGGAGGGCGGGCGCUGGGCUGCCGAGAGUUGAAUAAGCGACUCUUGUCAUCUUAUGUGAUAACAACCUUCGGUGGAUCAUUUGCAGACUCCUCUUGCUACUGCUUUGAAGUUUCAUCAUCCUUGUCAAGAUCUGGAAGAGCAGCUCAGGAUAUGAUAGUGCCCACAAAUCAGUAGUGGGAGGAAAAUAUGCUUUUGACAGGAGGGUUGAAAUCUCUCCUUCCCCAUGUGUUAAGAAGAAUAAUUAGAUGCAACAGACUCAGUAUUAGUAAUACUUCUGGAAUGGCAGAAGGUUACAAACAGGCCAAUAUUGUGAUUUUGCACAAGUCCCUGGCUGAUGACUUUGAGAAGUUCUGCCGUGCAAAUGAUGGACCCCUGCCACUGCUGUACAGAAGUCAACCAGGUGACUGGAAAUGUCCUUCCCUGAGAAGUGAUUCUGAUAUCAGAACUGAUUGCCUACAGUACAGAAAAUAUGAGCAUGGAGCUUGUACUGGAUCACUGAAAAGCCUUAAGGAGUAUUCUGAACAACUCAAGGACAUGGUGACUUUUUAUUUAGGGUGCAGCUUUUCUUCUGAAAAAGCAAUCCAAAAAGCUGGCAUUCCUAUCAGAAACGUUGAGCAAAAAUGUAAUGCAAGCAUGUACAAAACAUCUGUGCCUUGCAACAGCAUUUCUAUGUUUCACUGCAACUUAGUAGUCACAAUGAGACCCAUUCCUGAAAGCAAGUUGGGAGCAGCUGUGUCAGCAACAUCUGGAUUAAAAGAAGCCCAUGGAGCACCAAUUCACAUAGGUGACCCUGGUCUGCUGGGAAUACAAGAUCUUUCUAAACCAGACUAUGGCGAUCCAGUUCACCUUCACCCUGGUGACAUUCCAGUGUUUUGGGCCUCAGGACUAACAGGAGUAGAAGCAAUUAUCAACAGCCGAGCUCCGUUAGCUUUUACCAAUUCUCCUGACUGCACGUUCGUUACGGACCUAGAGAGAGGUACAGUCAGCUCCUCAGGAGGAGCCCCACAGGUCCACUGCAUCUCUCAAGAUCCUCUGCAUUUCAGCAUUGUGUCAGCAGAAGCAGCCCAAAAGAUAAAUACUCUGGAGACCCUAAUUGGAGUAGAUCCAGGGGAGCGGGGGAUCGGGCACCUGCGGCGGCAGGGGGAGCUGCUGGGGGCCAGCCUGGCCCUGUCGCGGGCGGGCUCGGUGCUGGUGACCACGGGAUUCCCCACGCACUACAGCCACCAGCCCCCCGAGGAGAACGACGGCCCCCCGGGCGCCCUGGCCAUCGCGGCCAUGCUGCAGGCCCUGCAGAAACGGGUUGCCAUGGUUACGGAUCGCAGAGCCAUGGAGCUGAAUACAAAGAUUAUUGAAGAAGCUGUUCAACUAGGAAUCCUGAAGAAGCCCAUCCCUCUAUUGAGUUAUCAAAGGGAAAAUGCCAAUUCAGCUUUAAUGUUUUUGUGUGAGAAUGGGAAUCCUGAAAGACCUAGAUUUGAUCACCUGGUAGCAAUAGAGCGUGCUGGGAUGGCUGCUGAUGGCAAUUAUUACAAUGCCAGGAAAGUUAACAUUAAACAUCUUGUGGAUCCCAUAGAUGAACUAUUUUUAGCUGCACAAACCAUUCCAGGAAUCACAACAACAGGUGUUGGAGAUGGAGGAAAUGAACUAGGAAUGGGCAAAGUAAAAGAUGCUGUGAAGAAGCACAUAAAAAAUGGAGAUGUUAUAGCUUGUGAUGUUGAAGCUGAUUUCACUGUUGUAGCUGGUGUGUCCAACUGGGGUGGCUAUGCCCUUGCCUGUGCCCUGCACGUGCUGCGCUGCUGUGCCACCCACGAGCGGUACCUGCGCCGCGCCCUCGGCUGCCCGCGCGCCCCGAGCCAGCGGCCCUGGCUGCCAGCGCUGCCCUCCGUCCCCAAGGAGGAAAAGCUUCUGAAAGCACUUGUGCAGCUCGGGGUCCGCAGUGGCAAAACUGCCAGUCUGGAGAUGGAGGUGGAUGGGCUGCCCUUCUACAGCACCCACUCACUGAUGAUUGAAAAGCUGCUGCAGGAAGCUCAGCACUGACUGCCCCUAGUGAUUUCUACAUGAAGAGUUGCUCCCAUGUCAUUUCCUUAUUUCUGAGGCUCUCUCAAGAUGUAAAAGAUCAGAAAAAGAUGGCUUUUCAUCUCUGGUGUCUUGACCACACACAGCCUUUCAUUGUUAUCCUUACAACAUCUCUGUGAAACAAGAAGAGGAUAUCAUCAUCCAUUUGGCUUACAUUUCUUUUCUGUAAUUUUAUAAUGGAAAACGGAAUUUUGUAAUUUUAUAAUUUUUAAUGGAAAAUUAAUAUUAAAUUAUAUUAUACAAUUAGAGGUGAUCUGGCUUUUACAAAGAAAGCAUGAAAUUACAAUGAGAUAUUAUUG
Messenger RNA from Melospiza georgiana, 2432 nucleotides. It is a transcript of the gene DGLUCY, whose product is annotated as D-glutamate cyclase. Gene Ontology annotation, biological process: glutamate metabolic process. NCBI's taxonomy places the organism in Eukaryota, Metazoa, Chordata, Aves, Passeriformes, Passerellidae. The coding region runs from base 247 to 2094 and encodes 615 amino acids. The record is from RefSeq and is a predicted model, not a curated record. Gene Ontology annotation, molecular function: D-glutamate cyclase activity. The transcript has 15 exons.